Messenger RNA from Sorghum bicolor (sorghum), 1090 nucleotides. Its product is annotated as cell number regulator 1. The record is from RefSeq and is a predicted model, not a curated record. Lineage: Eukaryota; Viridiplantae; Streptophyta; Magnoliopsida; Poales; Poaceae. The transcript is spliced from 4 exons. Bases 154 to 720 code for a protein of 188 amino acids.
GUAGGAGACUUCCACUCCAGUCUUGCUGGCCUGGGUCCUGGGCUCCUGGCUGGUGAGGAGUGAGGAGUGGUGAUAGAAUCAUUAAAAGCAGCACCGGUCCUGCUUUUGCGCCUUGCUGUUCGCAUAAACAAGAGAUCGUACUCCUCCCAAGCAAUGUAUCCGUCGGCCCCUCCGGACGCGUAUAGUAACAAAUUCAGCAGCUCCGGGGCUCCCCCAACGGCGCCGCCGCCGGCAGCGUACCAGCAGCAGCAGCACGGGGCGAACAUGAACCCUUCACGCCCCGGCGGCGGGCUGAGGAAAUGGUCCACCGGCCUUUUCCACUGCAUGGACGACCCGGGAAACUGUCUCAUCACAUGCCUGUGCCCCUGCAUCACGUUCGGGCAGAUCGCUGACAUCGUGGACAAAGGCACCUGCCCAUGUCUCGCGAGUGGAUUCAUCUAUGGGCUCAUCUGCGCCUCGACGGGGAUGGGGUGCCUGUACUCGUGCCUCUACCGGUCCAAGCUGAGGGCCGAGUACGACGUGGAUGAAGGGGAGUGCCCGGACUUCCUGGUGCACUGCUGCUGCGAGCACCUGGCGUUGUGCCAAGAGUACCGCGAGCUCAAGAACCGUGGCUUCGACCUGGGAAUCGGUUGGGAGGCCAACAUGGACCGGCAGAGGCGAGGAGUUACCGGCGGCACGGUGAUGGGGGCGCCGGCCAUACCGCUCGGCAUGAUUAGGUAGGUGGUGGAUGGGAAAUGGCAACGCUUUGCUAGUUGCUUUCAUGGUGACAUUGGUCCCUUUGUGUUGCUAUGUACGUACUCCGUAAUUUAUUUUUGUUUCUUCGAACCUAUGUAAUUUAUCUGGCUUUUUUUCACUCUUUCUCGUCUGGAGUCGUGUGUACGACGCUGCUUUUUAGUUGGGUGUGAAUCGUGCCCGUGGUACCUGUAAUAUACUGUAUUCUGCUGAAGUGGAGCUUAAAUUUGAAACCCGCCAUGCCGGAGAGGCAAAUGGCUAUCCACUGGAGUAGUUGAGUGGAGCUUAAUUAAGUUUAGGUGAUUUAGACUGUGAUUGGUUUCUUUCCCAAUAUAAUACAAUGGCCAGAUUUGAUAAA